Messenger RNA from Scheffersomyces coipomensis, 2874 nucleotides. RefSeq lists its product as uncharacterized. The transcript has a single exon. The record is from RefSeq and is a predicted model, not a curated record. The coding region runs from base 286 to 2721 and encodes 811 amino acids. NCBI's taxonomy places the organism in Eukaryota, Fungi, Ascomycota, Pichiomycetes, Serinales, Debaryomycetaceae.
UCAGCCAGUUCAGUUCAGUUCCCACCCCCAUUUUUUUUUUUUUCGUUUCCUGAUCCUCUUUUCCUGUCUCACUUUCUUUUUUUUCCCCUUCGGGUUGCAUAUAGGCUUUAAAUCAUCUCAUACCACUUUCAAUUUCAAAAACCAAUCUAACCUAUUCCAAUUCAACCAUUUUGAAUCGUUUAUAUAUAUAUAGAUAUAUCCAUAUUCAUUCAUACUCAUAGUUGAUAUCAUCAUUCAACUUAUCAUCAUACCCAUCCUUUCAUAAACAUAUACCCCUUAAUCCAUAUGUCUAUCUUUUAUUCAAAUAUACCUCCCCCACAAUUUCAUCCCACGUCUCAAUUAUCUCAUACUUCACCAUCCAACUCCAGUAACGACGGCCAAAGCCCGACACCAACUCCAACUGAAACUCAACAAGAUAUAGUAUCACCAUCUUCCAUACCUAGAUCUCUCCCGGCUGCAUUCUCGAGAAGAGUCUCAUUUAAUAACAUCCAUCCUGAAUACCUUAAUGAAUGUCCAUCCAAUACUUAUGUUCAAUCGGUAGGAGCAUCUAAUAUAACAGCAUCUUUAUUAAGUCAGAAUCCAGGUACUACCUCCAUCAUAAACAAUAACACCAACUCUAUAACCAACAAUAAUAAUAAUACUGUUACUGUUUCAUCUACUUUAAAUAAUACUAAUAAUGAUUUUGGAUAUGGUUCGACUAUAUAUAAUAAUGAUUUAGCUAAAACUUAUUCUCAUUAUGUCCCAGUAAAGAAGAAGUUAAAAUUACCUGAUCCUCCAUCCAAAUCAAUUUUAAAGAAUAAAGUAUCUUCUCAACAAAUGGAAUUCACUAUUAGUGGUGAAACUAUAAAUUAUCAUGAUAUUGAUGAAGAUUUAGCUAAUAAUCAUUUCGAUACUUUAGAUUUUACAGAUGAUAAUAUAUCAACCACCACAAAUGAACCUCCUAAAAAUAGAAGAAAAUCUUAUUCAGAAAUGACUUAUGAAGAAUUAAUGGCUUUAGAUCCUCAAUUUAAAAAUACAAAAUCAAAAACAAAUGUCGAUCAAUUUAAAUUCGAUAGUCAAAAGACCUAUUAUUUACCAUCUACUAAACGUUCAUCAAUAUCUUCUGGUGGAUUGGGUGGUGCUAAUGCAAAGAAUGGAGGUUAUCCAUCUUCAAAUGAAAAUAAUUAUAAAUCAAUCAAUAUCACUGUUAAACAUAAUGAAUUUGAUUCUAUUUCUUUUGGAAGAACUUUAUUAACAGUGAUUUCAGGUAGAAAACAUACUUGGAAUUCUAUUGAUUGGUUAUUUCUCAUUAAUGAAUUUGAAUCUCAACUGCAUACGUUUUUAAAUGAUGGGGAUUAUAUUAUUAUUUCAAGUUUAAUUUCUCAAAAAUUCUUAAAAGAAUAUAAUCCUAAAAACUAUAAAAAGAAAUCAAUCGAUGAAUACCUUUAUAGUAAAGGAGAAAAUCUUAUUAAUUAUCUUAUAAAUCGUCUUUAUCUCAAAUUCAAUGAUUUGAAAUUAAAAAUCACAGUGGAGUUUGUGAUGGAAGACUUUUAUGAUACGGAUCCAUCUCAACAAUCAUUAAUCAAUACUCCAAAUACUAAUAAUUCAUUAGGGAAUAAAUUCAUGAUCAAUCAUCUUUUUAAACAAUAUCAUCCUAAUUUAUUCAUCAUUGGGAAUAAAUCAUCCAAUUUGAAUUUCAAAUAUCCUAUUAAGAUUAAAAAACAAAAUGAAAAAGAUGAAUAUCUUAUCAAAUUAGCCAGUUAUGUCGUGAAGUAUUCAACCAUACCAGUCAUUUUAAUCGGUAGUAAUAAUCGUUAUCAUUAUGUUCAUCCUCAUUCUCAUGAAGAUCAUGUUCAUCAUACUCCAGGAUUGAAAUUUGUUGAUUCUCUCCCAUCACCAACAUUAAACAAAUCAUUCUCAAAUUCUAUUCCUGUUAUCCCAAGUAUAUCCUUAACUCAACAUGAUUCAAACACGACUAAGAAGAAGAAAUUCAGAACUGAUUCUACAUCAUCGUCAAUAGAAUCAAUUGAAUCAUUUUAUGGCGGUGAAGGCGGUAAUGGGAAUGGGAAUGGUUCUUCUGCAGGUAAUAAUCCUAUCGCAUUGACAUCUACUUCUGGUUCGAAAUAUUCUUCGAAAUCAGAUAUCGGAUUGGAACAAUCAGAAAGUCAUCAAGCAUUUGAGGACAAAUUCAUUGAUUUAAAUGAAUCCUCUGAUUAUGAUGAUCCUUUGAAAUUCAAGAAUUUGAUUUCCCUCAUUUCGGAUCAGUCUUUAUCGGAUUGUAAGUCAUAUUUAAAGGCGCUUAAUUCAAAAGAUGAUUCGCUCAAGAUUAAUACUAAGAUUCAUUCCAUUUAUAGAUCGCAAAGUUUAGGUGGAACGUCUUCCUCUUUCGGAGGAGGAAGUAAUGGUUCAUUCCUUGAUAAUAGUUCCUCAGGUGGAAGAGCAGCUUCGAUUUAUUCCAUAGGUAGUAAUGGAUCUAAAGAUGAUUACACUUUUGGAACUAAUCAAAUUUAUAAAGUUAAAUCUUUAAUCAGUUAUGAUGAUGAUGAGAAGGAUAAGAAAGAGAUGAAGAAGAAGAGAUCAACUCUGAGUAUUGGACCGGGUGCUGAUUAUUUAUCAACUGUUAAGAAUUUAAAGAAUAAAGCUCAAGAAAAGGAAAAUGCUAUCAGUCCUAAUUCUAGUGAUUCUGAUAUUAAUCUGAAAAAGAAGAAAUCAAUUUGGAAAAAAAUGGGAUUUAAAAAGUAGAUGAAUUAAACACAUACUUUUCACUAUUCUCUACUAACAUUGAUUUUACAUUAAUCUAACACGUUAAAUUUAUAAACACUUUUACAUAUAUAGUUAUUUAUUUAUUAUAUCUACUAAUUAAUUAAUUAAUACACACAUCCAUCUAUCCAUCCA